This is a messenger RNA of Callorhinchus milii (elephant shark), 1982 nucleotides long. RefSeq names its product NudC domain containing 3 (gene nudcd3). The coding region runs from base 175 to 1251 and encodes 358 amino acids. The record is from RefSeq and is a predicted model, not a curated record. Gene Ontology annotation, cellular component: cytoplasm. Gene Ontology annotation, biological process: protein folding. NCBI's taxonomy places the organism in Eukaryota, Metazoa, Chordata, Chondrichthyes, Chimaeriformes, Callorhinchidae. The transcript is spliced from 6 exons.
GUGUGUGUGGGAAGGGUUUGGCGGCCGGACCGGAAGUGCCGCGGCCAGACCGGAAGUGCUGCGGCUCGGCUCUCGGCGCGAGCGGAGGAAGGCGAGAAAGAAAGGAGAAGAGAAGAGGAGAGAGAGAGAGAGAAAGGAAGGAAGGAAGGAGGGAAGGAGCGAGCGGAGGGAGGGAUGGACGGGCCGCCCGAGGUGACGGAGAUGUAUGACCAGGCGCUGCUCGGGAUCCUGCAGCACGCGGGCCGCGUGGAGAACUUUCUCGAAGCCAUGUUCGGCUUCUUGUACCGCAAGACCGACUUCUACCGCCUCCAACUGCUGAGGGAGGACCGCCUGGGCUUCCCCCCGGGGGGGGCGGCCAGGAUAGCCCUGCAGGCUUUCAAGAAGUACGAACAUUACGCGAUCCAGGACCACGAGAGGCGCAUGAAGGAUCUGGAGGAGAAACUGAAGAAGAAGACGAAGAUGGAGGAAGAGAGGACGAGCGUCCCGCCCUCCAUCCAGGAGGUGGAGGUGGGCUCCACGGGCGAGGAGACCCCCGGAGCCGCGGCGGCGGAGGCGGCAGGGGAGGAGACGGUGGGAGCGUCUGCGCAGCCAGCCGUCAGCAGCGACAUCCCCGCUGAGCAGCCAGGGGGCGCCACUGCCUUAGACGUCAAACAGGAGCCCACUGAGCCUCCAGAGAAGCUCAGUGUUACUCAGGAGAACGCUGACAGCUACAAUGGGGCUGUGAGAGACACUUACACCUGGUCCCAGGAUUACACUGACCUGGAAGUCAAAGUGCCCGUGUCGAAGUCCACAGUGAAAGGCAAACAGGUGUCCGUAGACAUCCAGAACAGUUACUUGCGUGUGGCCGUGUUUGAAGGAGCGAGCGAGCGGGUGCUCAUGGACGGGAAGCUCACCCACAAGGUCAACACAGAAAACUCUUUGUGGAGCUUGGAGCCGGGCAAAUGCAUCUCGAUCAGCCUGAACAAGAACGGCGAGUACUGGUGGAAUGCCAUCCUGGAAGGUGAGGACACGAUCGACAUUGAGAAGAUUAACAAGGAGAGAUCGAUGGCCACGGUGGACGAGGAGGAACACGCUGUCCUGGACAGGCUGACCUUUGACUACCACCAGAAGAUGCAGGGGAAACCACAGAGCCACGAAAUGAAAGUGCACGAGAUGCUGAAGAAAGGCUGGGAUGCCGAAGGAUCUCCGUUUAAGGGGCAGAAAUUUGAUCCGACCAUGUUCAAUAUUUCUCCCGGAGCCGUGCAGUUCUGAUCACCAACCGCAAGAGCUAUUGACGCCUCUCGCCUUCCGUCCAGCACCCCCGCAGACCAGCGGAGAUUAGCGAUCGACAUCUUCCCUCCGGUUCGCGAGAGACUUUCUCUGAACUUCACCAGGUCACUCACUACACAUCAGCCCUCAGUUCUUGUGAAUUUAUUUAUUGUCUUAAUUUCUGUUCACCUUUCUUUAUUUCUUUUCCAUUGGGCAAGUUUCCUUACUCCGCGCACACACACACACACACCCAUACCUGUUUCCCUAGCAGUAAGUAGGAACCCGGUGGAUAGUCGAUUGACACAUCGCUUUUCCAGGGGCAACAAUCCCUUCAAAAAUAAUAAUAAUUUGAUCACUGGAUCCACGACUGUCUGUGGGACACUGCUGUGUGCAAUUGAUUGUCUAUGAAACAUACAGUCAAUUUGCUUUACAGUAUAUAUCCUGUGAAGCGCUUUGAGGAGUCUCGAAGAUGUGAUAAGGCGCUCUAUCAAAUGUAAGUAUUAUUAUUAUUAUUAUUACAUGUUUAUUCUCCUCAGAUUUACCUGAAUUAAACCUGAUUUCUCAAAAGUGUGUGGAAUGCUUUUGUGUUCAUUGUCAGAAUAAAGUGUUUCUCUCACUGUCAGUGCGCUCGCUCGCUCGCUCACUGUCACUCACUCACUCACUCACGCAGUGUCUGAAAGCUCUGAGAUUUAAACAGCUUUGCCGUUAUUAUACAAUAAAAGGAUUUGUCUGAG